Messenger RNA from Trichomonas vaginalis G3, 1323 nucleotides. RefSeq names its product ribonuclease inhibitor domain-containing protein. The transcript has a single exon. The record is from RefSeq and is a predicted model, not a curated record. Gene Ontology annotation, biological process: mRNA splicing, via spliceosome. NCBI's taxonomy places the organism in Eukaryota, Parabasalia, Trichomonadida, Trichomonadidae. Bases 1 to 1323 code for a protein of 440 amino acids. Gene Ontology annotation, molecular function: protein binding; U2 snRNA binding.
AUGAACACAGAACCUCUUUGGCUUCAGAAAGUAAAGCAACUUCUUAAGAAAAGUUAUUCACUUGAUUUAUCUGGAGAAAAUAUCACAGACAUCAAGCUUUUCCCACGAACAACAGCUUUGAAGCAUCUAAAUUUGUCAUACACUCAGCUUAAAUCACUCCAGGGUUUGAAAUUACAAAAGGCGCUCCAAACUCUUUCAAUUGAAGGUUCUUCUAUUUCUAGCUUUGCUGGAUUUUCAGUUGUUCGCUCAAUAUCGAACAUUACACUUAAAAGAUCACUCGUCGAAAAAAUUCCAAAUUACCAAACUAGCCUCUUAAUUGUUUGCCCCAAUUUACAUACAAUAGAUGGAAAAGUUGUUAGAUCUUCAACAAAAAUUAUUGCACAGAAGCUUGCCGAGAAUCCAUUAAUUCCGAAACUUGUCAACCUUGGUUGGAUUGCAACAUACCCAAUAGAGGAUGAAGAAGUUGAAGAAUUGGCCAGACAAUUCGGAAUUUUGGAUGAACAUUUGACCGCCACACAUUUUCAAGGCGACCAUCAAGGCGAUCAAUUUGAAGAUGAGCUUCGCCGCAUUGACGAGGAACAUAACAGAAUCGUUGAAGAAGCAAAGAAAUCUUGCGGUUUUGCAACUACAGACGCUGAAGGAAUGGAGUUUCAAGAGGAAGAGUUCCAAGACGAAACUCAAGUCGAAGCAUCCGGUUCCGCUGAUAUCCAACACAUUGACGUUCCAAAUUACACAUUAUUGGACAGAGUCGCAACAAUAUUAGCAUUUGCCGGCCAUCAGAUCGAUCCGAAAAAUUUACAAGAGUCAGUACUUCGUAUCAUCGAAAAUCUUUGCGAACAACAAUACCAAAAACUCAGUACAUUUGCUGAUGACGACGCAGAGGUCCAAUUAGAGGAAGAAGACUUCGCUGCGGAGGAACAGAUAAAUGAAGAAGACGCACAGGAAGUAGAAGAAGAGAGUUCUGAGCCUCUUCAAGAAGAUGAAUUAGCUUUACACGAAGAAGACGAGGAAGAAGAAGAAGCAAAACCUGCUGCUGUUGCUGAAGAGGAAGAAGAACAGAAGAAGGAAGAUGAAGUUCCUCAAGAAGAAGAAAAAAUUGAAACCCAAGAAAAGGAAACAAAGCAAGAAGAGGAAGAAACAAAGCCAGAAGAGAACAACGAACAACAUAAAGAGGAAGAAAACCCUGUAAAUGAAGAGGAAGAAGAUGAUGACAAUUUUGAUGUCAAACAAUUACUUGAAAAAUUAGGACAAGAUGUCGAAGAAGAAGAUGAAGAGGAAAAUGCGAAUGAUGAAGAAGGAUUACCUGCCAUUGACGAAAAUUAG